UUGACCCAGAAAAUAGGCAGUCGUUUCAAGAUCUGAUGCAGUAGUCUUUGUGCGCACCGUCCCCGCUUUGAGCAUGAAGCGUAACCCCGAGGAAUACGUCCUGUAAUCCGAAGGAGCUUUGCCUCGCACAGGAAAACUGAAGUCGCGCAACUUUGAGAAAACGCAGCGGAUACGGGAGGCAUGGGAGAUCAUAUGAUGAUGUCCAUGAAUCACAGCUCAGCAGGCACUGGUCUCCACGGUUACAGAAUGGGCAUGAAUGGCGGCCUGCAGGCGGGUCACCAACCGCACGCCAACCAGCCGGGCAUGAGGGCGCUUCCCAACGGCCAGAUGAUGCACUACGGAGGCAACCAGGCCAGCAUGGAGGCAGCCAUUAGGCAGCGCCAGGGCAUGGUCGGUGGGCCCAUGAACGGACAGCUCAACGCACCCCAGAUGGGUCAUCACCAGAUGACCUCCAGUAACAUGAUGUACAAUGGACAGCCUCAGCAACAGCAGCAGCAUCACCACCCUCAGCAGCAGCAGCAUCAUAUGCACCCACAGCAGCAUCAACAGCAGGCGCCGCAUCCGCAGCAGCAGCAGCAGCAACAACAGCAGUUCAUGAAUGGAGGGUUAACAUCUCAGCAGCUCAUGGCCAGCAUGCACCUGCAGAAGCUAAACACCCAGUACCAUGGACACCCACUGGGACCUAUGGGUGGGAACCACAUGGGGCCUACAAACCAGUACCGCAUGAACCCAGCUCAGCUGGCGAGCAUGCAGCACAUGGCCGGACCGGCACUGGCCCUAAAUGGAAUGGACGCGGAUAUGAUUGACGAGGAUGUCUUGACGUCACUAGUCAUGGAACUGGGCUUGGACCGGGUCCAGGAGUUACCAGAACUCUUUCUGGGCCAAAAUGAGUUUGAUUUUAUCUCAGACUUUGUGAGCAAGCAGCAACCUAGCACUGUUAGCUGCUGAAAGGACCUUUGUUUGCGUUGGGCCACACUUGGAGGAGGAGGUGUAAGCAUUGUCCAGGAAGGAUGGAGAGAAGCUGUUGGUUUGCUUUUAAUUUCAUGAACACAGACCAGUACAACUAAACUGAAGUUGCAGUGCUGGAUGUGCAAAAGAGAACUCUGGAUAUCCACAGCUUGUGUUUGGUUGUGGCUGGAGACCGUUCACCAUCCUGGACAUGAAUGUAACUAAGAAAUCCUUAAAAUCUCAAAAGCCACUGAACAAUACUAUGACACUAUGUAGCCUCUACGUCUGGACUCUGACAGUUUACCAGUAAAAAAGGUGUAUUUAUUUAUUCCUAUCUGAGAAAACUGAUAUACAGAAGAGCCACCUUCUCUGUUCUUGGGAUCCAAGUGUUUUUUUUUUUUCUUUUUUUUUUUUAAACAAGUUUGGGUAGGAAUAUGGAAAUUUAAGUUCUCUACUCAUGAACUUUCCUAUUCUGUUUGGCUUACUAUUAAAAUUGUUUCAUUAAAGAAAGCAAUGCUCAUUUUAUAUUAAUCACAAAAGUGAUACAGUGGAUCAUUAGUGAUGAAAUGCACACUUUCAAUUAAAAUGCUUAACUUUUGGUAAAGUGUGGCCUUUUUAAGAUGUGAUGUUCUAAAAACAAAAUCUACUGCUUGUACUGUAUGAAGCUGUAAAACUCCAACAUGUCCACACUGUCUGUGUUCUAUUGGAGAUGUAGAACCGCCUUAAUCAUGCAGAUUUUUAUUUAUUGGUUGUUUAUGUUAUUCUCAUUUUUUUUUUUUUUUUUUUGGUGGUCUUUGUGAAAGGGGGUUUUGACGAUCAAUAAAAAUGGCCUGGAUAGAAGUGUGGCCUGCCUUUCUAUUCAUUGCUUAGCGCUUCCUAUUGUCAGUAAAAGUCAGGGUGGGGGUGAGGGGACAAAUCAGAUAUUUUUCACUAGGCUUGGCCUCAGAAUCCAAUAUGGCUACCUUCAUUUUAAACUUUUUUUUUUUUUUUCCCCAUUGUUUUUUUGGAUUGAUGUUAUUGACCAACUUGUCUUUAUGGCUGUAGCUAUUUUUAAACUACAUUACACACUGAAGUUAAUUUCCUCAUGAAAAACAUGUUUUUACUAGACGUGAGCUUUUCCUGGUUAAAUAAAGCUGUUGCAGAAUAAUGGAAGGCAUUAUUAGGCAUUUCUUGUGAGAAACAACUAACAGCAGCCCAAAUACAACUCGUUUGAGAACCAUGGUUCUGGAUCGUUGAUAGUUCUUGCUUGUUCUCAUUUCUGUUCAGUUCAUUUUCAUAGGAUCCAGGACUUGACAGUGAGAUUUCUCUAGAUAAAGGUUGAAUUUUGUGUCUGGUGAAUCUUGUCUAUGUUCAUUUGAUCAUGUUUUUUUCAGUCUUUGCUCUGCUCCAAAAUCUAG
Messenger RNA from Poeciliopsis prolifica (blackstripe livebearer), 2345 nucleotides. It is a transcript of the gene cited4b, whose product is annotated as Cbp/p300-interacting transactivator, with Glu/Asp-rich carboxy-terminal domain, 4b. The record is from RefSeq and is a predicted model, not a curated record. Gene Ontology annotation, biological process: regulation of DNA-templated transcription. Gene Ontology annotation, cellular component: nucleus. The coding region runs from base 181 to 948 and encodes 255 amino acids. Lineage: Eukaryota; Metazoa; Chordata; Actinopteri; Cyprinodontiformes; Poeciliidae. The transcript is spliced from 2 exons.